CGGAGAUGACUGUUUGCGCCCACCUAGUCACGAACGGGGGGUGUGCUGCAUUUGUGCUUGUGUCUUUGCACACUCUUGGAGCCCACCGUUGACGUUUUCGAGGUGCUUGUGGUUGCCACUCGGGGUGCAAGAGGCCUUUUUGGCCCUGGGCGCUUUGAUGAUGAUGUAACUGACCUCGCACCUCUCUAAGCUAACGCCCCGUACUUUUGAGACAUAACCGAGACGCAAAACUCAAAUACGCUUCCAAAUAACAGACCAGCACAGCGACCAAGCCUCUUAUCCCCUGAUACCGUCGCCGCAUAUAUCUUCAUGCGUGUCCAGCCCUUUGCGCACAUCGUUCGCAACAUCUGCAUCUUCACAGCUGCUGCAUCUGCCAGGUCCCGUCCGGCUUCUCACCGCACCGCUAUACACGCAAGCCGAACCGCUGUGCUCAAGUCUUCUAUGCCCUUUGGACUCUUCAACCUCUUCUCCAGCUCUGCUUCGUCCAGAAACAUGUCCUACCCCGGCGACAAGGGCGACGAAUACUACAGGACUGUGCUUUCUCCAGAGCAGUUCCGCGUGAUCCGUGGAAAGGGCACGGAGGCCCCCUUCACCGGCGAAUACGACAAGCACUACCCCGAGAAAGGCGUGUACUGCUGCGCGGCGUGCAACGCGCCCCUCUACAGAGCGGACCAGAAGUUCAAGUCGGGAUGCGGGUGGCCUGCAUUCUUUGACACGGUUCCGGGCGCCGUGACGAGGCACGAGGACAGGACGCUCGGCAUGGUGAGGACGGAGAUCGUAUGUUCGAACUGCGGAGGGCAUCUGGGACACGUAUUCAAGGGCGAGGGCUUCCCGACGCCGACGGACGAGAGGCACUGUGUCAACAGCGUGUCUCUGAAGUUCAGCGAGGAUGACAAGAUGGCAUCAAAGGCCGACGAGGGCGCGGCAAAGGUUUGACGAUAGAAAGGACCAUUGCACAAAGUCGUGGGGGGCUUCGGGACAGCUUGAGAAAACCUACGUUGAUGAAUGAUAAUUCUGACAAGUGUUCAUGAUGCUCAAUGGGACAAGCUGAGAGUUCUUGUCUUUUCUUUUUG
Verruconis gallopava is the source of this 1073-nucleotide messenger RNA. RefSeq names its product methionine-R-sulfoxide reductase. The transcript has 2 exons. Gene Ontology annotation, biological process: protein repair; response to oxidative stress. Bases 310 to 936 code for a protein of 208 amino acids. The record is from RefSeq and is a predicted model, not a curated record. Gene Ontology annotation, molecular function: peptide-methionine (R)-S-oxide reductase activity. Lineage: Eukaryota; Fungi; Ascomycota; Dothideomycetes; Venturiales; Sympoventuriaceae.